Erinaceus europaeus (western European hedgehog) is the source of this 2793-nucleotide messenger RNA. RefSeq names its product N-alpha-acetyltransferase 25, NatB auxiliary subunit (gene NAA25). The record is from RefSeq and is a predicted model, not a curated record. The transcript has 21 exons. Gene Ontology annotation, molecular function: protein-N-terminal amino-acid acetyltransferase activity; protein binding. Gene Ontology annotation, cellular component: cytoplasm; NatB complex. Gene Ontology annotation, biological process: N-terminal peptidyl-methionine acetylation. Lineage: Eukaryota; Metazoa; Chordata; Mammalia; Eulipotyphla; Erinaceidae. Bases 217 to 2778 code for a protein of 853 amino acids.
ACACCACCUCCGGCUCCAGUUAAUCGCCCCCAACACGGGAGAAGAAGAGUUGCUCGCAGAAGGGGCGGGGGCGGGCGCUUCGCUCUCCACGCAGGCGCUCGCACUCACACGCUUACGCCUAUCGCGAUAGAGGGGCGAGAUCGGCGCUGGCCCUUUAACAGCCCCUUCCCCGGGACCUGCCUGACGCGUGCGCACUGAGCUUCUGCGCUUGUCAUCAUGGCGACGCGGGGCCAUGUGCAGGACCCUAACGACAGGCGCCUCCGGCCCAUUUACGAUUAUCUUGACAAUGGUAAUAAUAAAAUGGCAAUUCAACAAGCCGAUAAACUGCUGAAGAAGCAUAAGGAUCUUCAUUGUGCUAAAGUUUUAAAGGCCAUUGGAUUACAGAGAACUGGAAAACAAGAGGAAGCCUUCACCUUGGCACAGGAGGUGGCAGCUCUUGAACCCACAGAUGACAACUCCUUACAAGCACUAACUAUUCUUUACAGGGAGAUGCAUCGACCGGAGUUAGUUACAAAGCUUUAUGAGGCAGCUGUGAAGAAAGUUCCCAGUAGUGAGGAAUAUCACUCUCAUCUCUUCAUGGCCUAUGCCAGAGUGGGUGAAUACAAGAAAAUGCAACAGGCUGGCAUGGCUUUAUAUAAGAUUGUCCCCAAGAAUCCUUACUACUUUUGGUCUGUGAUGAGCUUAAUUAUGCAAUCUAUAUCAGCACAGGACGAAAACCUCUCAAAAACAAUGUUUCUUCCACUUGCUGAGAGAAUGGUAGAAAAAAUGGUUAAAGAAGACAAGAUAGAAGCUGAAGCUGAAGUUGAACUUUACUAUAUGAUCUUGGAACGUUUGGGAAAGUACCAGGAAGCCUUGGAUGUCAUUAGAGGGAAAUUAGGAGAGAAGUUGACAAGUGAGAUUCAGAGUCGGGAAAAUAAAUGCAUGGCUAUGUACAAGAAGCUGAGCAGGUGGCCAGAGUGCAAUGCCCUUUCCCGCCGCCUCCUGCUGAAAAACUCAGAUGACUGGCAGUUCUAUCUGACUUAUUUCGAUUCUGUCUUUCGACUGAUUGAAGAGGCCUGGACCCCUCCUGCUGAAGGUGAACACUCUUUAGAAGGAGAAGUACAUUAUUCUGCAGAAGAAGCUGUGAAGUUUAUAGAAGAUCGCAUAACAGAAGAAUCUAAAAGUUCACGCCAUCUUCGAGGACCACAUCUAGCUAAGCUAGAGCUGAUUAGACGUUUACGAUGUCAAGGUUUUAAUGAUGAGUACAAACUGGGUGAUCCAGAAGAAUUAAUGUUCCAGUAUUUUAAAAAGUUUGGUGAUAAACCUUGUUGUUUUACAGACCUCAAGGUGUUUGUUGACCUCUUGCCUGCUACACAGUGUACAAAAUUUAUUAAUCAGUUGCUUGGAGUUGUUCCAUUGUCGACACCAACAGAGGAGAAGUUAGCACUGCCUGCUGACAUUAGAGCUCUGCAGCAACAUUUGUGUGUGGUACAGCUGACCAGGUUACUUGGCUUGUAUCACACUAUGGAUAAAAGCCAGAAAUUGAGUGUGGUCAGAGAAUUGAUGUUAAGGUACCAGCACGGUUUGGAGUUUGGGAAAUCCUGUUUGAAAACGGAAUUGCAGUUUUCAGACUAUUACUGUCUCCUUGCUGUCCAUGUGCUUAUUGAUAUAUGGAGAGAAACAGGUGAUGAGAAUACUGUGUGGCAGGCCCUGACUUUGUUGGAAGAGGGAUUAACUCACAGCCCUUCUAAUGCUCAAUUCAAAUUGCUGCUUGUUCGAAUCUACUGUAUGCUGGGAGCAUUUGAACCAGUGGUGGAUCUGUACUCAAGCCUUGAUGCUAAGCAUAUCCAGCAUGAUACCAUUGGUUAUCUUUUGACCCGAUAUGCUGAAUCCCUAGGUCAGUAUGCUGCUGCAUCCCAAUCCUGUAACUUCGCGCUCAGAUUUUUCCACUCCAACCAGAAAGAUACCUCAGAAUAUAUUAUUCAAGCUUAUAAAUAUGGUGCAUUUGAGAAGAUCCCAGAGUUUAUCGCUUUUAGGAACAGGCUGAAUAAUUCUCUUCAUUUUGCACAAGUCCGUACUGAGCGGAUGUUGUUAGACCUUCUACUUGAAGCAAAUAUAUCAACCAGCUUAGCAGAAAGUAUAAAGUCAAUGAAUCUUCAGCCCGAAGAAGAUGACAUUCCAUGGGAUUCUUUGCGAGACAAUAGAGACUUAAAUGUUUUCUUCAGCUGGGAUCCAAAAGACAGGGAUGUUUCUGAAGAACAUAAGAAACUUUCCUUGGAGGAGGAGACCAUAUGGCUAAGAAUUCGAUCCAUAACGUUGAGGCUGAUCAGUGGACUUCCAAGUCUUAACCACCCUGUGGAGCCCAAGAACUCAGAGAAGACCACUGAGAAUGGCGUCUCCUCCCGCAUUGAUGUUCUUCGUUUGCUCCUUCAACAGCUAGAAGUGGCCUUGGAGAAGGGGAAGCGAUUCAUCGAGAAAGAAAUUCAGUAUCCUUUCCUUGGUCCUGUACCUACAAGAAUGGCUGGAUUUCUAAAUUCUGGUUGCUCUUUCUGUCAGAUCAGCUCCUUUUAUCUCCUUAUUGAUAUUUAUGAAUUGGAUACUAAUGGUUUAGAGGAUACAAUAGAAAUUCAGGAGCGAAUAGAGCACAGUCUUCAGUCUUUAUUAGAACAAUUAAAAGAUAUCUUCAAUAGAUGUAAAGGUGACCUCCUAGAAGUUAAAGAUGGAAAUCUGAAAACACAUCCUACUCUUCUAGAGAAUCUGGUCUUUUUCGUUGAGGUAUUUCUUUGUUCUUUUUCUUAAUAUUAUGCUUUCCUU